AUGGUCCAACAUCUUCCAUUUGCCGACAUCACUGUCCCCACGCCCGGCUUCGGUGCCAUGGGCAUCAGUUUCGGCCUUGGGAAUAAUCUCAGCCUCGAGGAAGCAGAGCCUGUUCUGCUCAAAGCUAUUGAACUAGGCUGUACUUUCUGGGAUACUGCCGUUGUUUACCAAGCUGGCGUCAAUGAGAAGCUUUUGGGAGACUUUAUCAGGAAACAUCAAGUUCGCGACAAGGUGUUCAUUGCUUCUAAGUGUGGUUUCGAUUGCUUUGGUGAUGGAUCCGUCACCAAUUCUGCUGCCCAUAUCAAGUCAUACAUUGAUGGUACCAUUGAGAGACUUGGUUUCGCCCCCGACCUCUACUAUCUCCACCGAAUCGACCCAAAAACCCCGCUCGAAGAGUCAAUUGCCGCAUUGGAUGAGAUCCGUAAGCAGGGCAAGACCAAGUACAUCGGAGUCUCGGAAUGUUCUGCCGAGACACUUCGUAAAGCCAAUGCCAUCGCCAAGAUUGAUGCCCUCCAGGCUGAAUACUCCGCAUUCGAAACAGUACACGAGACAGACGGCCUCAUCGAUACAGCGCGAGAGCUAGGCAUUGCUUAUGUUGCCUACAGCCCGUUGGGACACGGCUGGCUAGUUGACGACUUUCCCUACCAAACCCCCGAUGAUUUCGCACCCGACGAUUUCCGUCGUGGAUCUCCUAAGUUCCAGGGCGAGAACUUCCACCAGAACAAGAAAAUCGUGGAUGAGAUCAAGAAAUUAGCAGUGAGAAAGGGCGUCAAGUUGACCCAGAUUGCCCUUGCGUGGGUUGCGGCGCAGGGAUUCAUUGCUAUUCCGGGCACGACGAAGUCUGGGCGACUGGAAGAGAAUUGGGCUUCUAGAGAUGUGGAGUUGAGUGAGGAAGAAAAGGGAGAACUACGACGGAUUAUUGACUCUGCGAAGCCACACGGAAACAGAUACGGUGCUGCUCAUCAAGCUAUGGUCGGGCAUUAA
Molecule: messenger RNA, 984 nt
Organism: Fusarium sp. VM40
Lineage: Eukaryota; Fungi; Ascomycota; Sordariomycetes; Hypocreales; Nectriaceae
Source: the annotation of a GenBank genome assembly